CAUUAAUGUAUGAACUUUGUUUAUUAUCUAUAUAUUUUGUUUGGUUUUUGGUAAAGGAACGUCGCAAAACCACAUUCUUUUUAUUUAGCUGUUUCACUUUCUAAAAAUAAACCAGCCUUCUGUUCGAAUACAUCGUGUACCUGAGUUGCUAGCUCCGAAUGGUUAAUUGGUCGGAAGUCGGUAGUGUAAUUAGAUGUGAUACCUUUGUAUUUAAGUGUAAUUAUACAUGUAAAGAAACGGAUUUAGAUUACCAAAGGACCUAAACAUGCCGGUGUUUCACACCAAAACGAUUGAGAGCAUUUUGGAACCAGUUGCACAACAGGUUUCCAAGCUCGUGAUCCUUCAUGAGGAGGCGGAGGAUGGCAACGCCAUGCCUGACCUGUCCAGACCUAUACAGGUGGUCAAGCUGGCAGUUGACAACCUGGUCAAGGUUGGGUAUGAAACCAUCAACAGCAGUGAUGAUCAGAUUCUGAAGCAGGACAUGCCGCCUGCUCUGAGGCGUGUGGAGGAGUCUUCCAUCUUGCUUCUGCAAGCUUCUGACAUGCUCAGAUCAGACCCGUACUCUGCUCCGGCUCGCAAGAAGCUCAUUGAAGGUUCAAGAGGAAUUCUUCAAGGCACCUCAGCCCUGUUGUUGGCCUUCGACGAGUCUGAAGUACGGAAGAUCAUUCGUGUCUGCAAGAACGUGCUGGAAUACCUCGCUAUCACAGAGGUUGUGGACCGCAUGGAAGAUUUAGUCACAUAUGUGAAGAAUCUGAGUCCAGUGCUGACCAGGAUGACCAAGGAAGUGGAUGCCCGUGAGAAGGAGCUCACCCACCAGGUUCACAGAGAGAUGCUGGUUCGGUCCCUGGAGCAGGUCAAGAAUCUUACCCCUGUCCUCAUCUCUGGCAUCAAGAUCUUCAUCACAGCCAAACAGUCGAACCAAGGUAUUCCCGACGCUCAAACAAACCGAGACUACGUGGUUCACAAGAUGUCUGAUGAGAUCCAUGAGAUAAUUCGCGUGCUGCAGCUGACGACGUAUGACGAGGAGGAGUGGGAUGCUGAUGACCUCGCCGUCAUGAAGAAAGCCCAGAGUGCCCUUGAGCAGAAAAUGAAGCUAGCGCACGAUUGGCUGGCUGACCCCUCGGCCCUUGUAGGGAGCUCAGGGGUAGUCGUUGACAACAGGGUUCUCCGAGGUGACAAGUCCCUUCAGCAGAUCCUGGGGGAUGCGAGGCGUAUUGCCGAGUGCUGCACCAACCCGGAGGACCGCGACCGCAUUGUGAAGGCGGUCAGCAACCUGGAGUCCAUGAGUCAGGCACUAAAUGAGCUCAGACAGCAGGGCAAGGGCAACAGUCCUCAGGCAAUGUCCCUUGGCCGGGAAAUGCAGCAAAAGCUGCGAGAGUUGCAGAAUUUGACUGGCGCAGGUAUCAUGAACUCUGAGCGCAGUGGGAUCCGUAAGCCUGCGCCCACUGUAGAGGGCAAGGUGGACCAGGCUCAGCGCUGGCUAACCAACCCGGGUAUUGAUGAUAGAGGGCUUGGUGAGCAAGCCACCCGUAUGGUCGUAGCAGAUGGUCGACGGUUAGCCCAGGGUUGCCAAGGGCCUCUAAGAUCAGACCUCCUACGACUUUGUGACGAGACCGAAAUACUCACCAAUCAGCUGUCAGACCUUAUUGCUAAGGGACAGGGCAACUCCCCGCAAGCAAAGGCAAUAGCUCGACACCUUUCAGAGAAGCUGCACCAGCUAAAGGGCAAGAUAGAGGAGGCCCUGGUAAAUCAGGUCGCUGAGGACUUCAUUGACAUCACCACGCCCCUCAAACAACUCACCGAGGCUGCCAUUGUGCCACUUGGUACCCCUGGCAGGGAUGCCAAUUUUGCUGACAAGCGGCGUAACUUUGAAGCCCACUCAGCCAAACUUGCAGACACUGCAAACAUGGUGGCCACUGCUGGUGGUUGUCGCACAAAGAAAACUGUCGAAGAAAUAUUUAAAUCCUCAAAACAGGUGAACGAUCUGACCCCACAAGUGUCGACGGCGGCCAAGAUCGUGUUCAGCAACCCUGACAGCCAGGCGGCCGUGGAACACUUUGAGCUGCUCAAGAAGCAGUGGAGUGACAACAUGGAGAGGCUGCGCGGACUAGUGGACGAGGCCAUAGACACGCCUGCCCUCAUCAAGGCUGAAGAGGAUGGCAUAUUGCGAGACACAGACCGAGUGGAAGAUGGUAUUCGCACGUUAGACUCACCAAAAAUUGUUACAAGCGCGUCAAACAUCGCACGCCGCGCAAACCGAGUCCUGCAGGUGGCGCAGCAAGAGGCUGAAAACAGCGAGGAUCCGGCCUUUGUUGACAACGUGAACAGGGCUUCAGAACAACUGAGAUCCACUAUUGCCCCAAUGGUUCAGUGUGCCAAGGUGGUAUCCAUGUCGCCCAAGGACCAUAAUGCUGCCAGCAACUGGAGGAAAGCAAAUUCAGGGCUGAUAGAUGCAGUAGGCGAGGUGAAAAAAGCAGUACAGCCCGAUGACCACAGGGCGGAGGAGAUGUUCCCCCCACCCCCAGACCUCUCACAGCUCCAGAUAUCAGAAGAAGGAGUUUUAGAAGUAACUGAGUUUGCGGUUGUUGAUGGAUUUGAUGGUCCCCCCCGCCCCCCGUUGCCAUCGAAUACUAUGCCUCCCCGCCCUCCUCCCCCAGACACAGAUGAUGAGGAAGACUUCCCCAUACCCCAGGAGAAUCAGCCAAUCAUGAUGGCUGCCCACAUGCUCCAUGAGGAAGCCAAGCAGUGGUCCAGCAAGGAUAAUGAGAUCAUCGGUGCGGCCAAACGUAUGGCCUUCCUCAUGGUCAAGCUCAGUCAGCUCGUCAGAGGGGAGGGUGGAAGCAAAAAGGACUUGAUUUCCACCGCCAAGUUAAUCGCUGAAGCCUCAGAGGAAGUAACAAGACUAGCAAAGAAACUUGCUGCUGAAUGUACUGAUAAGAAAAUGAGAACUAACCUUCUGCAAGUGUGUGAAAGAAUACCCACGAUUGGUACCCAGCUGAAAAUACUCUCCACUGUAAAGGCUACAAUGCUAGGAGCUCAGGAACCCAUCCCAGCCCCAGACGGCAGUGAAAUAGCCUGUGGUUCAGAGGAGGACCAGGAAGCGACUGAGAUGUUGGUAGGAAAUGCACAGAAUCUCAUGCAGGCCGUGAAGGAGACGGUGCGAGCAGCCGAAGCAGCGUCCAUUAAAAUUAGGGUUGAUUCUGGCUACACCAUCCGCUGGCUGAGAAAACGACCUUGGUACACUUGAACCUGAGAGUCCUAUAGUUACCAUGACAGCAAUUGAACAAAGACCUGCAAUCGGACUUCAUGGAGAGAAAAUUGGAAUGUUUUCUUUUAGUUUUCGUUGAUUGAUUUUGAUAUUGUUUCAGAAAAUUCAUGUUAUUUGAGAUUGUUAAUAAAUGCCUUAGAAUGCAUUUAUGGUGCUUUUUUGGUAGAUAUAUAUAUUGUUGAAAGCUAUGCCUUGAGAAACGAGAACGUCAUUGGGUUAUUAAUUUAAUUGCAAUUAACACUUUUUGAGUUACGAAGCAAAUAAAUGACUUGGACAUCAAGGUAUUAAAAAAAAAAAUACAGUGUUAAAGUUUGAAACAUUACAUUAAUCUAAAAUGGUUAAAGUAUGGAUCAUGCUUUUAAAAUAUAUUGCAGAGUACUGGUAAAGACAUAGUUUGUAGGAAUGUGAGUCAAAGUAUUUUUUAGUAUUAGUGCUUUCAUGUACUUAUAGAUAUCGCUGAUCAGUAGUUUGAUUACUACUAUUAGUAACUAUGCAAUAUUUGUCGGAGUUUUCGUUUUCUCAGAUAGGGUGUUCUUUGGGUCGCUUAUUGAGUAUCAGGUACAUGUAUAUUGUUUUGCAAUAUAUCAAUUAACUGUACCCAUAAGUGUUUUGUUUAUCAGACUGCUUGUUCCGUUGUUGAAAAACCCAUACCCUUAUGUUAUUAAAAUGUUAAUGUUUUCUCUCAAGUAGCAUUAUGGUAAUUUGUACUAUUUCCUCGAGGGUGUGCAAUUCACAAGUUCAGUUAUAUGAGAGUGCUUCAGUCACAAGUUCAGUUAUAUGAGAUUGCUUCAGUCACAAGUUCAGUUAUAUGAGAGUGCUUCAGUCACAUUUUGAAGUUCAGUUAUAUGAGAGUGCUUCAGUCACAAGUUCAGUUAUAUGAGAGUGCUUCAGUCAUGUGUUGUCUAUUAGGGUCAUAUUGAUAGGAACCUAGCUCUAGGAACACAUUGCUUAACCCUUUGCAUGCUGGGAAAUUUGUCGUCUGCUAAAAUGUCAUCUGCUGAAUUUCUAAAAUUAGCAUUUUCUUCGAUUUUUUAUGCCCCCCUUCGAAGAAGAGGGGGUAUAUUGCUUUGCUCAUGUCGGUCGGUCUGUCGGUCUGUCCACCAGGUGGUUGUCAGAUGAUAACUCAAGAACGCUUGGGCCUAGGAUCAUGAAACUUCAGUGGUACAUUGAUCAUGACUCGCAGAUGACCCCUAUUGAUUUUGAGGUCACUAGGUCAAAGGUCAAGGUCACGGUGACCAGAAAUAGUAAAAUGGUUUUUGAAUGAUAACUCAAGAACGCAUACGCCUAGGAUCAUGAAACUUUAUGGGUAGAUUGAUCAUGACUUGCAGAUGAUCCCUAUUGAUUUUGAGGUCACUAGGUCAAAGGUCAAGGUCACGGUGACCCGAAAUAGUAAAAUGGUUUCCGGAUGAUAACUCAAGAACGCAUACGCCUAGGAUCAUGAAACUUAAUGGGUAGAUUGAUCAUGACUCGCAGAUGACCCCUAUUGAUUUUGAGGUCACUAGGUCAAAGGUCAAGGUAACGGUGACCCGAAAUAGUAAAAUGGUUUUCGGAUGAUAACUCAAAAACGCAUACACCUAGGAUCAUGAAACUUCAUAGGUAGAUUGAUUAUGACUUGCAGAUGACCCCUAUUGAUUUUCAGGUCACUAGGUCAAAGGUCAAGGUCACGUGACAAAAAUCGUAUUCACACAAUGGCUGCCACUACAACGGACAGCCCAUAUGGGGGGCAUGCAUGUUUUACAAACAGCCCUUGUUUUUCAAAGAAUAUUAUCAGAAUAGCAAACAGUUUGGAUCCUGAUGAGACGCCACGUUCUGUGGCGUCUCAUCUGGAUCCAGACUGUUUGCAAAGGCCUUCAAAAUUCGGUUCCUGCACUGAAAGGGUUAAUGCUUGUGCAUAAAAUGUCGUCCCAGAUUAGCCUGUGCAGUUAGAAUAGGCUAAUUAGGGAAGACAUUUCCUGCUUUUGUUGGAUUUUUUUGUUAAAGUAGCUCCUUAAUUAAAAUAUAAUUUAGGCCGCAGUGUCAUCCUUGAUAUACCUGUGUGAACUGUACUGACUAAUCUUGAACAGCUGACUUUAAUCACAUGCAUUAGAACAUGUUGUCUAAGAGCAUGGCUCAUAAUGUUAGAUUGCAGCUCAAUUAUUUCUUUUUAAAAUAUCUCUUUAAUGACAAAAUUCUGUUCGGGACUAAGCAUGUUAAGUAAAUAAAUUGAAACAUAUUUCCAACCGCUUUAUUAGUAUUUGAGAGUUAAUUAUAAACAAAUUAUAUAUUGUUUAGUUUUAAUGAAUUGUAAAGUCAUCUGCCGGUAUAAAAAGGCUUGUUAUUUGUUACAUGUAUAAUUAUACCAUUGUUAUGCAUGAUGCCAUAGUAGUUUAGUGUAUAUUUGUUAGGCUUGAUAUUAAAGUUUUUAUCCUUUAUAUUUUCCAUUACCCUUUCAUAUUUAUCUUGUAUCUUGAUGUUAUAUGUACAUUAAAAGGCAUUUUGCUGUAUUUAUAAAAUGUUGAUUUUGGAAACAAGCUUACCCCUUCUUUGUUUACCUAUUUCUUAUUGGAAAGACUAUUUAACCUUUUCAGUCAGAAAAUGCUUUGAGCUAGAACAUUUUAUGGCAUGAUACCACAUGUCUGUAACUUGCAUGAAACAUGGAGGGUAAGUAACCAUGACAUAGAACAUAGAGGUCUUGACACAAUAUAUCACUUUCUGAUUAUAGUGAAUAAAUAUGACUUCAAAUAACAAUAAAGGCAGUCAGUUAAUUUUUUAGCAUUUUACAUUGAAAUAUUCAAGUUUAUUUUCGAAGUUAUAAAUUGAUGUUGCUUAUGGUUUAGGACUAGGUUUUAAAAUAGUCCCCGUAACUGACAAUGUAUAGCAUGCAACAUUUUAUAGACACACCCAUUUAUUUAUGCCAAAAUGGCCAGAAUGGAAGAAGAAAAACUGUUUCCUAGUCAAGAAAAGAAGCAAACCGUACCUCAAAUGUAUUUAACAAUAUCACAGAUCAUGUGACUGAAAGAUUGAUCAGUGUUGCAGAACAUUAUUUCAUCAUUAAAAAAGUGCACAUUUUCUCUUUACAGUGUCCUUUUAAAAAGUAAUUUUAUAAUUUCAUUAUUUAACAAUCUAGGGUUUGCUCAACGAUAUUAAAAAUUAUUAUAAAUUAUUGGAGAGAACAUUUGUAACUGGAUGGAACUUGUGGGUAUGGAGAAGAAAUCUAAGUAAUAUUAAAAGUCAAGCUUUUAACCUGGUGCUGUUAAAUUAACAGACAAGCCGUAACAUCAUGCUUAAAAAACAUGUUGUGAUUCCUUUUUUUACACCCUCAUUGGUCAUGUUUUCAUUUCCACAGAUUUAUCUGUGCAAAUUCAAUAUUGAAUUAAACAUUUUCUUUAAGAUGAAUUAUAAUUUUGACAAACAUGUAAUUCACCAUAGUCAGUAUUAUAUUGGGUUUGAAAAAUAGCAAGAGCUACUGAAACAUUUGAUAAACUAAUUACUUGGUAUGUACUUUUAUAUUUGGCAAAAGUUGUUAAAUAUAAUUGCCCACAAUUUAUGUUAAUAAAAAUUAUUGAAGUUUUGGUUUAAGAAAAAUGUCUUCAAUAUAAUUUCACAAAAGCAAAUUUAAAGCAAUGUUAUAAAUACCAAAUAAAUAAAUAAUUACAGCUAUUAAUCUAUUUGGUCAUGCCACACACAUUUCAAUGUAUCAAUAAAUGUUUGUUUCUCAAUGUGCAAUUUGAAGGCUUGUAGAAACACCAUGGUCAUACUGCACAGAAAUGAGGAAGUUUUUGUACCACUGUAUUAAUCUGUAUUAAUUACUAUGGAAUGUAUGUUGCAGAAAACGUGUUGAAUAACAAUUAUGUCUGUUAUUGGAAUAAUAAAUUAUUGUAUUGAA
Molecule: messenger RNA, 7133 nt
Organism: Dreissena polymorpha
Lineage: Eukaryota; Metazoa; Mollusca; Bivalvia; Myida; Dreissenidae
Product: vinculin-like
Exons: 25
Coding region: 266-3247 (993 amino acids)
Biological process (GO): cell adhesion
Cellular component (GO): actin cytoskeleton
Molecular function (GO): structural molecule activity; actin filament binding
Source: RefSeq, a predicted model, not a curated record